Molecule: messenger RNA, 825 nt
Organism: Acanthosepion pharaonis
Lineage: Eukaryota; Metazoa; Mollusca; Cephalopoda; Sepiida; Sepiidae
Source: the annotation of a GenBank genome assembly
AUGUCUUUUUUCCGUCCUUUCUUUCGUCAAAACGGAACAGUUCAUUUCUUUUUUCUUAUCUUUUUUCUUUCUUUCUUUCUUUCUUUCCUUUCUUUCAAACAGCGUUUCUGGGGUGUUUCUUUCUUUCUUUCUUUCUUUCUUUCUUUUCUUUCUUUAUUUCUUUUCUGCUUCCGUCCUUUCUUGUCUUCUCUUUUCUUUCUUUCUUUAUUUCAUUUUUCUUUCUUCUUUCUUUUUCUUUCUUUCCUUGAAAUCAAACAGCGUCACUGGUAUUUCUUUUCUUUCUUUUCUUUCUUUUUUCUUCUUUCUUUCAGUUCAUUAUUUAUUUCUAUCUUCUUUCUUUUCUUUUUCUUCUUUCUUUUUUCUUUCAAUCAUUAUUUCUUUUUUUUUUUUCAUUUUUUCUUUCUUUAUUUUCUUUCUUUCUUUUCUUUCUUUACUUUCUUUCUUUCUUAUUUUUUAAACUUUCUUUAUUUCUUUUAUUUUGUUCUUUUAUUUUGUUUUCUUUCUUUUUUUCAUUGCUUUAACUUUUUCUUUUCUUUUUUCAUUUCUUUCUUUUCUUUUCUCAACUUUCUUUUUUCUUUUUUUUUUGUUUUUUCUUGUCUUCUUUCUUUUUUUUUUUUUUUUCUUUAUUUUUAUUUUCUUUCCUUCUUUUCUUUCAUUUUUUCUUUUCUUUUUUUUUUCCUUUUUUACAUUCAACGUCUUUUUUUUUUUUUUUUUUUUUCUUUCUUUCAUUCUUUCUUUCUUUUUCUUUUCUUUAUUUUAUUCUUUCUUUCUUUUUUCUUUUUUUCUUUCUUUCUUAACUUUUUUCUUUUUUUCAGCAAUCACUAA